This is a messenger RNA of Mercenaria mercenaria, 2204 nucleotides long. RefSeq lists its product as uncharacterized. The coding region runs from base 163 to 549 and encodes 128 amino acids. Lineage: Eukaryota; Metazoa; Mollusca; Bivalvia; Venerida; Veneridae. The transcript is spliced from 4 exons. The record is from RefSeq and is a predicted model, not a curated record.
UGAAUAUUGGAUUAAUUCCCUUUAAGGUCAUUAUUUAUUAUGGCAACAGCGACACAGGAGUGAAAAUCAAUAGCGAAGGUGUAUCGGGAAGAAUUUAUUUCCCAAUCAGUUGUCAUUUCAUAUUCAUAUUGUGAUCAUUAACCUUUGAGGAUAUAUGCAGUCAUGAGUCGUUUUGGCCGCAGCAACCCCAUCACUCCAGACUACAUGUACGGAGGGCAAAACACAAAGACGUUUAAACGUGUUGUUGACGGACUACCCCAUGUGUGUGCGGACGGACACGGCCACGCCACAGAGAAGGAGGUUAUUCAGUGCAUAGAAGCCCACAAGGUGUACGUCUGUUCGAGUAACCACAUGCACACAGAAAAUUGUGGCGCUGAAAGAUGUGAUGCGAUUAAACGGGAAGAACAACAGCUUCGAGAUAAAGAACUGGCCAGACAGCAUGAACGUGAAAUGAUGGACAAACAAAUCCACUUGGCCGACAAUCUUAGGACGAUGGGCUGGAACUUCAAAACACAUGGUAUGCCGUCCCUAACCUGGAAAGACAGCUAACUGUUGAACUUAAAAAGAAAACUGCGAGUUAUAUAAUCUUGGAAGACAUACGAAAAUAUAGAAUGUGCCAAGCAUUGCAAUUUAGAGUACUAAUACAUUAAAAACGUGUAAUAUUUUCUAAAUAUUUCUUCUGAACUUUAGAGCUAAGUUCUAUCCUAGAUUUCUCCAGUGACGUGAUAACAACAGGCACGUGUGUCACUCGGUCAGAACUCGCACUCUCGUUCGAUGUGGAAAGAAACGUUUUUUGGAUAUUUUAGAAAGUUAUUAUUGGGUAUAAAGUUGAAGAUGGACGGUAACACAGUUUCGAGGAAGGAUAAGAGUUGUGCUGUGUUUUGAUUCGUAAUGAAAACGAGACUAUAAUGCAGAUAUCAUUGACACAAGCUUUAUUAAGGUGCGUAUGGUGAAAUCCUUCCGUAACGCAAAAAGACACAUAGCACAACAUGCACGUGUAUGUUUAAAUUGCACGUUCAUCCCAAACUAUCUCGUACAAAAUUGAAAUUACGUUCUCAGUCAAUCUGGUCAGCAAUAUACACUUUUAUUUUAAAGCAUUUAGAUAAUAACCUAGUGAGCGAUAAGCACAAAACGUAUAUUUGGUAGGAUUUUAUUUUUUUUUAGCUCGCCACAGUUAGGUUGAAAACAAAAAUCACUUUUACUAUGACUUAACAUUAUUCACGAAACAUCACUGUUCCACAUCACCUAUACUUAAAAUAGUAAUUGUAGAAAAUGUCUUAGCACCAAACCUUAAUUUUCACAUUUUUAGGAGAUGUUUAAACGCGUGUAGAUUUUAUUUUAUUAUAGUUCUACACCUUCCCUUAUCUACGUAAGAUUAAAACUGUGCGGGUAUGUUCGUCAUUAAGUUGUCUGUUAGUUUUUUACCUUUGUUACGACAUGUACAUUUUUGUUUUAGGCUGUUCAUCAUACAUUCUCUGUAUAUAUAACAGUAUGUCCCGGUUAAACCUGUAAAAUUGCUUUGUUUUGUUAUUGUUAAUGUUGUUGAAUUAUCAAGACAAAAUAAUAUUUUGUUAUUUAAAGGACACGUCUUUAGAAUUAUUUAAAUCUAAAUACCAUUUUUAAACAAACAUUUUCCUCCUAUUUUGCAUGUAAAAAAAACCUGAGAUAAAUCUAACAACAUGUCCCAUUACUUACAUUAUGUAAUUCAGCAGCUCAUCUGUCAUAUACUUCACCUUUAUUGUAAAAUCUGUAUUAAGUAGCCAGUCAAGUGAUACCAUGUGGCUGCUUUAAUUUAAACAUAUUUUAUUUCCCAAUAUGCACAUUUCAAAUGAGUAUUUACAUACAUAAAUUCUGGAUUGGACCGGAAGCCAGUAGGCUUAUUGAAGUCCUCUCUGGCUGCCUUAAGGAAGAUGGCUGCUUAACUGUGGGGAAAAUUAUAACAAAAAAUGUCAAUUUAUAAGGUUGGGGACUGGCUGCUUUAUGCAGGUGGUUGCCAGCAAAAACUUCUUUGUUUUGUACAAAAUUUAGAGCUUUAAUAAAUGUCAUGAUUUUUUUUUUCAUGAAACAAAUACUAAUCACCUCUCGAUAUUUCUGAAAUCAAAAGAUCUGUUGUAUACUUACAUUUCAUUUAUAUAUAAACGUUGUUAUCUCUAGAAAUCCAUGUUUUAUUUAUAUUCUUAGAUAAAAUAAAUCUUUAUACUACA